UGUGUCGAGAACCCAUAUCACAAUGGCGCAACUACUCUCCAAAGUCGCGUGCACAUUUCGCCUGUCCAUCCCCCAAGCACGCGCCUUUUCCCUCUUUCCCUCCGCCAACAGCCGCUCGCACACGAACCGACUCUUCGACAACGUUCGCCAGCCGCAAGACCUACACACACUGACCAUGCUCAAUGCCGCUGACAAUCGCGCGCUCAUCACAUUCUGGAGCGCAAGCUGGUGCCAGACCUGUCAGGCCGUCAAGCCUCUCGUGAAGGAGCUCAUCGAGGAAGAGCGAGUCGGCGAGCAGGAAGGAGGGCUGGGUUUUGUGGAGGUCGAGAUGGACAGCACAUUGAUUGGCGACCUGCCAAUCAUGUAUCGUGUCACGAGCAUGCCUACGUUGCUUGCGUUUAGUAGGCAAGAGGCGCAAUUUGACACACGACUGGUCAGGCCAGAGGACAUGAAGAACAAGGACUUCUUGCGCGAAUGGCUGCUCACAGAAGCACGGAGAGGUGGGCGCAGGGGUGGAGCUGGUGGGGGUGGGCUGUUCGGCUGGUGAGUUGCUUCAGCAAGCUCGACCUGGAGCCGUGGGGCCUGACCGUGAUGGGUUUGGACGGUUCUGGAGGUGACAAUGGCGCGAGGAGCGCGCAAGGACGGGAGCUGAUGAAAGACAUUGCGUAAAGAGGAAUGUUGACCGCUCGCGAUGUGUGUAGUAGGCUACGAUUACAUGCCCGCCGCGACUCAAGCAAAACAAAUGCCAUGACAGGUCCGGUACCAAAAACAGGCAAAAUACAUACAGCAGCGGGUAUUCGCUAGUGGUCACCCACCUAACUACUAAUCCACCGGUACGUUGCUUAAAUAGGGCUGAGCGAACGGGAAGCCUUGUUUUCAACGUCCU
Messenger RNA from Didymella exigua CBS 183.55, 886 nucleotides. RefSeq lists its product as uncharacterized. NCBI's taxonomy places the organism in Eukaryota, Fungi, Ascomycota, Dothideomycetes, Pleosporales, Didymellaceae. The coding region runs from base 23 to 547 and encodes 174 amino acids. The transcript is spliced from 2 exons. The record is from RefSeq and is a predicted model, not a curated record.